Messenger RNA from Saccharomyces mikatae IFO 1815, 1302 nucleotides. RefSeq names its product tRNA (guanine-N2-)-methyltransferase (gene TRM11). Gene Ontology annotation, biological process: methylation. The record is from RefSeq and is a predicted model, not a curated record. The coding region runs from base 1 to 1302 and encodes 433 amino acids. Gene Ontology annotation, cellular component: cytoplasm. The transcript has a single exon. Lineage: Eukaryota; Fungi; Ascomycota; Saccharomycetes; Saccharomycetales; Saccharomycetaceae. Gene Ontology annotation, molecular function: nucleic acid binding.
AUGAAGAAGUACCUCCUGUAUAUGGUUCAGAUUCAUUUGAAUUUUAGAAGAGCGGAACUAGAAUCGUUGGCAGACCUAUAUAAUCUUUCUAUAGACUUUUCCCAGUAUAAUUCCGAAAGCCCUUUUUUUAUUGUAGAGCUGGAGAAUGACCAGCAAGCCAAGGACUGGAUCAAGAGGUCUGUAUUAACCAGAGGUAUUUACGAAUACUGGGGUCAGGGUGUAACGCUCGAUGAUUUGCAUCAGGAUAUUCAGCUUCAAUCUAACUUUGCGCAGGAUCUGCAAUCAAAAUUCAAACAUUCUACCUUUAAAUUUGAAUUCGAAUGCUAUAAAGGUAACAGUAAAGCCAACAGGAUAAAGCAGAUUGAGACUUUUCGUUAUCUUGAUUUUGAAGGGAAGAUUGAUAUGAAACACCCCCAAGAAGUUUUCACUGUAAUAGAAGAGUACACGCCCAUAUCGGAAAACGUUGGUGGUAAGACCCCCACUAGAAUUUUCUUUGGUAGAAAAGUCCAAAUUAGCAAUAGAAGUGCCAUGGAAAAGUACGAUUUGAAAAAAAGGCCUUACAAAGGCACGACUAGUUUUGAAGCAGAAUUAUCAUUGGUUAGUGCGAAUAUAGCUCAAGUAAAACCGGGCACUGUAAUGUAUGAUCCUUUUGCAGGUACUGGAUCCUUUUUAGUAGCUGGUGGACACUUCGGAUCUUUGGUGAUCGGCUCUGAUAUUGAUGGCAGAAUGAUUCGUGGUAAAGGUGCCCAAGUGAACAUUUCAGCAAACUUCAAAAAAUAUGGUGAAAGUUCUCAAUUCCUCGACGUGUUAACCAUGGACUUCACUAACAAUGCAUUAAGAAGCAACCUUGUUAUUGAUACAAUAUUAUGUGAUCCUCCUUAUGGUAUAAGAGAAAGUAUUAAAGUCCUGGGUGCUAAGGACCCGGAAAGGUUCCUCGGUAAGGAAGACGUGGAAAUUGACGGUGAAAAAGCAUACUUACGCCGUGAUUAUAUCCCAACCAAAAAACCAUAUGCUUUAGAUUCAUUACUGGACGAUCUUUUACAAUACGCUUCUGAAAGAUUACCAGUCGGCGGAAGGUUAGCCUUCUGGAUGCCCACUGCCAACGAUGCCAACAUUGAAACUAUUGUUCCCAUGCAUGAGAAUCUAGAACUGAAAUACAAUUGCGUUCAGGAAUUUAACAAGUGGUCAAGAAGGCUACUGGUAUAUAUAAAUAGAGGCAACGCUUUUAAUGGACCAAGUAAUCAUGGAGUAAAACGUUCGAAGGAUAAUUUCAGGGACCGAUAUUUUAACAACUUCAAUUGA